Molecule: messenger RNA, 2423 nt
Organism: Octodon degus (degu)
Lineage: Eukaryota; Metazoa; Chordata; Mammalia; Rodentia; Octodontidae
Gene: Fam149b1
Product: family with sequence similarity 149 member B1
Exons: 11
Coding region: 70-1503 (477 amino acids)
Biological process (GO): cilium assembly; protein localization to cilium
Source: RefSeq, a predicted model, not a curated record
AUGUAAAUAUUUUGGGGGAACAUUUUCCUCUAGGAACUUGAUCAAAAUGCCACUGAAAAAGUCCAGGCAAUGUUCACAGCCAUUGACGAGCUCCUGUACGAGCAGAAGUUGAGUGUGCACACAAGGAGCCUCCACGACGAGUGCCAAGAGUGGACAUCCAGCUUUCCUCACCUCAGGAUUCUAGGUAGGCAGAUAAUUACUCCAAGUGAAGGUUAUGAAUUAUAUCCUAGAUCUCCUCCUGCUGUUUCAGUUUCACAAGAAGCAGUCUUAUCUCAAGAAAGAGAUUCUACUAUAUUUGGUAUAAGGGGGAAAAAGUUACAGUUUUCAUCUUCUUAUGCCCAUAAAGCAUCUUCUAUUGCCAAAUCCCAUGGCUUGUGUGCUAUGGAAACAGAAAACGAAGAUUGUAUAAUCUCAGAAGGAAUAAUUGAGGAAUACCUAGCUUUUGACCACACAGAUGUGGAAGAGGGAUUUCAUGAAAAGAAAUCAGAAGCAGCUGCAGAGAAACUGAAGUUAGGGUACCCUCCUAUUGCUCCAUUUUACUGCAUGAAAGAAGAUGUCCUUGCCUAUGUGUUUGACAAUGUGUGGAGCAAGGUUGUGAGCUGUUUGGAACAGGUGACACGUAGUCACUGGGAGGGAUUUGCUUCUGAUGAUGAAAGUAAUGUUGGAACCACCAGGCUGGAUGCAGAAAGUCCCUGUGUGCUGAGUGAACCACAUCCUUUGGUGUUACCACGAGUGCCACAGUCUAAGAUGCUGUCCGUUACCUCAAAUCUGAUGAGUUUCUGUCAAGCAAGCAGUCACCAGCCAAAUGUGAAUGGUCUCUUGGUUCAUGGGAUGCCUCUACAGCCAAGAAAUCUCUCUCUAAUGGACAAACUCCUAGAUCUUGAUGACAAGCUACUUAUAAGGCCUGGGUCCAGUACCAUCUUUCCAACCCGAAAUUGGCCAAACCGAGCCCUGGAGCUUAGUACAUCAUCUCUGUCACAUACAGUACAGUCUGCCAGGAGGCGUAAUCCCCCACCACGUACCCUUCAUCCGAUCAGCUCAAGCCAUUCCCGCACUGGAACGCCAAGACUUGUGGAAGAAAUUCUCAGAGGAUCCCGAGUCCCAGCUGCAGCAGACUCCUUUUCUCCUUCACCAAUGCCACUGAGUCGGAAUAACCUGCUGCCACCUAUCGGUACAGCUGAAGUGGAACAUCUGAGCGCUGCAGGGCCACCAAUGCCAUCGAAACCCCACAGCCAAGGUGAUCCCAGUAGAGCUCGAAGUGCAGUGAUGGAUGAGCCUAACCAUCAGCAGCCCCAGGAAAAGAUCCUCCUACCUGACUUUUCCAGACCCAAUACAACUCAGUCAUUUCUGCCGGACACGCAGUACCGUCAGGCGCGUGCAGCUGAGUGUCCUCAUCAGGUCCGACCUGGCAGGGGAGCCACAGGUGCAGGUUCACAGUUACAUGGCUCUACAAAAUCUCAAAGCAGGGGUGGACCAGUGUCUAGAACCAGGCAAGGACCAUAGGGCAAAUGAGAAGAACCUAAGAGGCUGCAGCAAACACAUGAGAUCUCGUGAACCAGUGUUCAGUCACUGAGUGAGUACCACUUGUGUACAAGGUCAGCUUGAACCUAUCUUCACGAAGUUAUUUUGGAGUAACUGACUAAUAAUGUAUCUGCCAAAGACCGCACAGGUAUGGUCUCCAUCUCCAGUUACAGUCUUCCUUCAGCGUAAGUUACCUCUUCCACUGGACAGUGAAGACUGUACCCCAGAUGUAACAAUGAAUGAUUACCUUCAAUCACUGCUCAUGUUAUCUGUUAAUAAUGAUCAGUCCAAGUAUUAUAGGAUUCAGUGGCAUUAUAUAAACACAAAAAGAAGCAAAUUCACUGGCUUCAGAAUUCUUCAGCUAGUACUAAUUUCUGGAGAGCUACACUCAAUUUCAAGUCAACUCAUUUGUAGGAAGUAGUGUUAUCGAACUCUGACCUACUCACCAAAUAAAUGUCAUUCCUAAAGCUUUCCCCUUACAUGUCCAAUCCUAUUGCCAAGAUGAAACAGAAGGGUUGAGUACAGAAUAAGCAUUGGUAUAAAGUAAUGUGAGUAAAAAUUAAAUUGCAUUGGGGGCUGGCUCAGCUCGCCCUGAGGGCACAGCUGGCAGGGCCUGUGGUACCAGGGAUCAAACUGCAGUCCCCUGUGCCGCCUAACCUUGCCUAAGCAGACGCUCUAGACUGCUGAGCUAUCUUGCCGGCCCCCUGCAUAUACUUUUUGAUUGGAUAGCUCAACCUUACAUAAUCCUGCCUCAUAGCAGGUUAUGCAUAACUUCUUAAAGUAUUCUACUCAUCAUUCUGGGAAUCUUCCCCAGAAUACUUGCCUUGACAGAUCUUUUGCUAAAGGUUUAAAAGUUAUAAUUUGUAAAAUCUUAUAUUUUGAGCCAUAAUGGUAUAAUUCCU